Neurospora hispaniola is the source of this 1059-nucleotide messenger RNA. Its product is annotated as autophagy-related protein 3. The transcript is spliced from 3 exons. The record is from RefSeq and is a predicted model, not a curated record. Bases 1 to 1059 code for a protein of 352 amino acids. Gene Ontology annotation, cellular component: cytosol; phagophore assembly site. Gene Ontology annotation, molecular function: Atg8-family ligase activity. Gene Ontology annotation, biological process: nucleophagy; autophagosome assembly; autophagy of mitochondrion. Lineage: Eukaryota; Fungi; Ascomycota; Sordariomycetes; Sordariales; Sordariaceae.
AUGAACUUCCUCAGAUCGACUGCUGCCACCCUUCUCGACAAGUACACGCCUGUCAGCCAUACCUCGACAUUCCGCAACACAGGACAGAUCACCCCAGAAGAGUUCGUGGCCGCCGGUGACUACCUUACCUUCAAGUUUCCUUCGUGGUCAUGGGCCGAUGCCGAUUCACCUAGCAAGCGCCUCCCAUUUCUGCCACCCGGAAAGCAGUUUCUCGUUACACGACAUGUUCCCUGUCAUCGACGCUUGAACGAUGACUUUGCUGGCGACGCGGGCCAUGAGGAGGCCCUCGUGGAGGGCAAUAAGGGUGGUGCCGACGAUGACGGCUGGUUGCGGACCGGCAGCAUGACCAGCUCACAGCCCCUCAGGGUACGAGAGGUACGCACCGUCGAUGAUGCCGGCAACGUUGGCGAUAGAGAGGUUGUGGAUGAGGACGACAUUCCGGACAUGGAAGACGACGAUGACGACGAGGCCAUCAUCCGGGCUGAGGGCGAUAACUCGAACAGGCAAGAUAACAUCUCCACUGGGAAGCGUACCUACACCCUCUACAUUACCUACGCCAACGCCUACAAGUGCCCACGCAUGUACAUGUCAGGCUAUCUCUCUAAUGGGCAACCGCUCCCCCCUCAUCUGAUGAUGGAGGAUAUCGUCGGUGACUACAAGGAUAAGACAGUAACACUCGAAGACUUUCCUUUCUUCUCUCACAGCGUCAAGAUGGCCAGUGUGCACCCCUGCCGUCACGCCUCCGUCAUGAAGACGUUGCUGGAUCGGGCUGAUGCCGCUCUCAAGCUCCGCCGCGAGAAGAUGAAAGCCGGCCAGGGUUCGGGAAGCGAACAGGGAAUGGAGGGUCUUGUGGAUGAGAUCAACAAGUUGGACGUCAGCGGGGCGCAUGCGAAUGCCGUCGAGGCUGCUCCCGGCGAAGAUGCCGAGUGGGAGGAGGUUCCACAUGACGUCGCCGACCAGGAGGUGGCCAUUCGUGUGGAUCAAUACCUGGUGGUCUUUUUGAAGUUCAUUGCCAGCGUUACCCCCGGAAUCGAGCAUGACUUUACCAUGGGUGUUUAA